AAUACAAAACCACAACGGAAUUCUAUAGAAAACUUCAGAUUCAUAUUUUAUUGAAGUUUCAACUUUCUUUGAGACAUCAUAUAUACUGUGUUGCUGAAAAUAUAAAUUAAAUUUGUAGUGUACAUUUUAUUUUUGGAACAAUGAAAAAGUGUAGAUUAAAUUAGUUUUCAUUUGACGAGAAACCAAUGUGUGCAUAAUAUGAAAAACUCUAUUUCAAAAACAAAAAUUUGUGCCAUUCUCGAAAAAAAUGCAAUUUUAUAAUUUAGUUUUGACAGUUUUGCUUUUACUCAAGAUAUUUCAUGUUGCAAAACUACAGCAAUAUUUUGAUAUUCCUCAAAGUCCGUGUGUACAGUACUUCAACUAUAAAUCAUUCGAUGGAAGUAAUUGGAUUGGUGAGCUUGAAUUGCCUAGCCCCCCUAUUCAACAUCAUGAAGUUAUUUUACACAUAACGUUAUCACUCAGAGCAGCGACAACGCCCGAUAAUGUUGGCACCAUCACUAUAACUGGAACACCUCAAGAGACAACAAAAAAAAUUAUCAAUCGUGAACCAUUGACGUUUCAUGUUACUUUUCCCUUUAGGAACCCACUACCAAAACUAACUAGAAUUGUGUACGAUGGAAAUUUAUUAUGCACUGGACCUGAAGAGCAACCAAAUUCUCAGACAGUUAUAAGUCGUAUCGAUUUAAAACAUGUCAUGAAUACGUAUACAAACUUCCAACCGAACAAUGCAAACAAUAUUUAUAGUUUUGACCGAAAUACAAAUCAACCGGGUUUUACAUCAAAUUUCGGGAGUCAUUAUUCGCCGACAAAUUCCUAUACACCAAUGUCAUCGUCUGGAUUUCCAAAUCAAGGAAUGAUGCCAUCAGUUAUGAUACCUCCAUUCAUUGUGACACAGCCACCACCAACAAUAAAAACGACAACAGUAAAAGUACCAGAGCCAAAACCAUCUGUUUCAAACACUAAUUUAGACGAUAUUUGUGGAACAAGGCACUCAGAAACGGAAAUUACACCACUUGUCUUUGGCGGAGAGGAUACACAGAGAGGAGACUGGCCCUGGAUGGUGGCAAUAUAUUUGAACAAAGCAACGGGUCUGUCAUUUAACUGUGGAGGGACCCUUAUUUCGGCAAAAACUGUUAUUUCUGCAGCACAUUGCAUUAAUACAUCGACAAAAAAUUAUCGUGCACAUGAGGUGGUUUUAUAUCUGGGACGAUAUAGCUUGAUAGAUUGGAGUGAAGUUGGAUCAAUAGCAACAAAUGUUGAACAAAUAAUAAUACACACCGACUACAAACGACAGAAAGAAUCAUUUGAUGCCGACAUCGCAAUUUUAGUAAUGACCAAACGUGUCGAAUUCAAUGAAUUUGUUAGACCUGCUUGUCUGUGGCCCGGAACAUCAACCAUUCAAGAGAUUGAAGGAAAAAGCGGUACUGUAGUCGGUUGGGGGAAAGAUGGAACUGAUCGUGUUGUUUCAAAUAUUCCAAAAAAGGUUGAUUUACCUAUAGUUAAUUCAAUUACUUGUGUUCAAACAAGCGAAUCUCUCUCAAAAGCUGUUUCGAAUCGCACAUUUUGUGCGGGAACUCUUAACGGAGAUGGUCCAUGUCAUGGAGAUUCAGGCGGUGGAUUGACUCUUUACCAUAAUGAUCGAUGGACUUUAAGAGGUAUUGUUUCGGCAGGUUUAUCGGACGCAAAUACAGGUGCUUGCAAAUUACAAGACUAUGUGGUUUUCACUGAUGUAUCGCAAUUUACGAUUUGGAUAAAAAGUAACAGUCUUUUUUAGUUUAAACUAAUAAACUGAUAUUGGAAUAGUUAA
Molecule: messenger RNA, 1807 nt
Organism: Contarinia nasturtii (swede midge)
Lineage: Eukaryota; Metazoa; Arthropoda; Insecta; Diptera; Cecidomyiidae
Product: serine protease gd-like
Exons: 8
Coding region: 248-1774 (508 amino acids)
Biological process (GO): proteolysis
Molecular function (GO): serine-type endopeptidase activity
Source: RefSeq, a predicted model, not a curated record